Messenger RNA from Aspergillus ruber CBS 135680, 1988 nucleotides. Its product is annotated as snoRNA-binding rRNA-processing protein ENP1. The record is from RefSeq and is a predicted model, not a curated record. Lineage: Eukaryota; Fungi; Ascomycota; Eurotiomycetes; Eurotiales; Aspergillaceae. The transcript has 3 exons. Gene Ontology annotation, molecular function: snoRNA binding. Bases 185 to 1660 code for a protein of 491 amino acids. Gene Ontology annotation, cellular component: cytoplasm; nucleolus; preribosome, small subunit precursor. Gene Ontology annotation, biological process: rRNA processing.
GCGGGUGAAGGAAAAGUCGAAGAGAUUAGGAUAAUAUCUACUUUUCCCCGGUAUAUAGUCCGGUUUUCUGUCGAUCGACCGGCAGGGCAGCGUACGAUAACCUCAUACGAAACAGAGACUUUCCGCUUAACCAUCGAUUCCCACCCAGAACCGUUACGAGAUAUCUGAGCAAAAAUCGUUUGCCAUGCCUAAAGCGACAACACCCUCGCGCAGCGCUGCGGCUGCCCGCAGACAUAACCCUCUGGCGGAGGACAUGACGUCUAUAGGUCAUAUCCGGACCCAACCCAGCAAGAAGAAUAAGCGCAAGUCGCAGACGGAUGAAGAUGGUGAGCGCUUUGUCGAUGCGAAACAGUCGCGCAAGAUCCUGCAGAUUGGACAGGAACUGGCCGACGAGGAUGCCAUUGAGCAAAAGGCCGCAAGGGGAGAGACGGGCGGGAAAGUUAACCACGCUUUCGAUUUCGAGUCGCGAUUGGAAGGUGACGAACCUGUGUCGGAUGACGAGGACAAGUUCGGAGAGGAUGAAUGGGGUGACGAGGACGAGGAAGUUGAGCAAGUGGAAGUCGACCCGAAUGAUCUUGAUGUGUUCAACAAAUUCAUUCCGGCUGGCGACGAGGACCCCAUAUUCAACCCCGGUUCCGGCGGCCAGACUACGAACCUAGCGGAUCUGAUCCUCGAGAAGAUUGCGGAGCACGAAGCAAAGGAAUCUGGCGACAGCGGUUUAAUUCAAGGUGGUGGAUUGCCGGAGGAUGCAGUCCAAAUCCCAGCUAAGGCAAUCGAAGUAUAUGAAAAGGUUGGCACGAUCCUGUCACGCUACAAGUCCGGCCCUCUUCCGAAACCCUUCAAGGUUCUCCCCUCGGUGCCCAACUGGGAGACCCUCCUCGAUAUCACGCGACCGGAGUCAUGGACGGCCAAUGCUGUCUAUGCAGCCACCAGACUUUUCAUUUCGUCCAAGGCGGUUGUUGCCCAAGAAUUCAUCUCGAUGGUGCUGCUUGACCGGGUCCGCGACGAGAUUCGCGAGACGAAAAAACUUAAUGUCCACACCUACAACGCACUGCGGAAGGCACUUUACAAGCCGGCAUGCUUUUUCAAGGGCUUGCUGUUCCCGCUUGUGUCUGGCGGGACGUGUACGCUGCGGGAGGCACACAUUGUGUCGUCUGUGAUUGCACGAGUGUCAAUUCCGGUUUUGCACUCUGCUGCGGCCCUUCUCCGAAUGUGUGACUUGGCCGCGGAGCAAUCGCUCAAGUCGCUGGAGAGCACGGGAGCGGUGAACAUGUUCAUCCGUGCCUUCUUGGAGAAGAAGUACGCACUUCCGUACAAGGUGAUUGACGCGCUAGUGUUCCAUUUCCUACGAUUCCGGGCCAGUGAUAAUGGCGAGGACGCGAUGAUGACCGACGGGCCAUCGGGAAGCGGGGCCAAGUACUACAAGCUGCCAGUGUUGUGGCACCAAUGCCUGUUAGUGUUUGCGCAGCGAUACCGCAACGAUAUUACAGAGGAUCAGCGGGAAGCGCUUCUGGAUCUUCUGUUGGUGCGGGGCCACAAGGACAUUGGACCGGAAGUGCGACGGGAGCUGUUGGCCGGCCGGGGUCGGGGCGUAGUGGUGCCCGAUCCGGAGAAGUUGAGUGCCUUGGAGGCGGGCGACGACACGAUGGAUAUGGAAUAGUUUCUCUCCAAAAAAAAAAAUUACGGGUCUAUGAUUAUUUUGUGAAUACAUGGCGUAUCUGUUUUAUUGCUGCAAAAUGUGUUUCUUAUUUAUGACUGUUUUACAUAGACAUAAGUAUAAAUAAGUACUGUUGGGCACAGAGUACCCGGAAGAUGGGAUGCCCACUGAUAGACCACUUCAGGACUAUGAGAUGAUUUGGUCGAAUGGCAACACUGGACGGGAUAUAGUGGUAGUCCACUCCAGCCGCUAUCCCUGACCGGUGGUUCCUUUCCAGACCGCCCGAAGAAGCCCCUGAUCUAUCACAGAACAAUGAAGUACGUAUGCUAUG